CGCAGCCAUGGAAACUUUUCCAUACUGGCUUUGACUAGCCAUCUAGUCCUGUGGUUGGCUGGCUGCUGUCUAACAGAUCUAUCGCUCGCCUUUGAUAAGCCUUUUUCCUCCAGGCUUGGAGGUGCUGCACUACUCAUUUAUCUCACGCUCCAAUCAUACCUUGACACUGCACCGGGCAAACUUCCCGUUCGCCCAAACCCUGGUGAUUUGAUCGUGCUCGGCAGAUGCACGCUUUACCACAAACCCAGCAGUCCAGACAUCGGCUUUUCCUCCCCCGGUUGAUCCUAUAAUAUGCUCCAUUCAGAGACUAUGUCUGGACUGGGAGGUGGCUUCGGUCGCCAAUUCGAGCGCGAGACAUGGACGCUUUAUGGUGUCGGCGUCUUGGGCGCUAUUCUUCGAUUUGUUGCCCGUGUUCGACGUUUGGGUAUUCGCAACCUCCAAGUCGAUGAUUAUCUGAUGAUGUUCGCCGUUGUCUGGUAUACAAUUCUUUGUGUUGCACUCAACUCGGUAGCAACGGGUGGAGGAUCAAAUUUGAUGACGGACGACGAUAUAAAGAACUUGACGCCCGCCACGCAUGCCGAGCGAGAGCGGGGCAGUAAAUGGGUGUUCGUCUCUGAACAUGCCUUUAUCCUGUGCAUCUGGAGUUUGAAGGCUUGCAUGCUCGUCAUCUACUCCCGUAUUACUGAGGGCCUGAAGCAGCAAAAAUGGAUCAACUACAUCGCUAUCUACGUUGCGGUCGGCUUUGUCGCUACCGAGUUGUCGCUUUUCCUCAUCUGUCGCCCAAUCACCAACUAUUGGGCUGUGCCUACGCCGGACUAUCAAUGUUCAUCCUAUCAGUACUAUGAGAUCAUCCAAGGAUGUUUCUCCAUCUCAGCCGACGUAUUCAUGUUGAUCGUCGCCAUCCCGAUGUUGGUGCAGGUCCGCGUGCCCAUGAAGCAGAAGUUGAUCCUGCUGAUUCUGUUCGGCAUGGGCGUCUUCGUUAUCGUGGCAGCCGUCCUCAACAAGGUGUACUGUCUCGUCCCCGCGCUUAUUUCCUAUGUCUAUAUGAAUUGGUACUUCCGCGAAGCCACCGUUGCCAUCCUCGUUACCAACCUUCCGCUCGUUUGGUCACUACUUCGUGAUGUCUUCCCGGCCCUCAAGAGUUGGACUGGGGGAUCUAAGCGAGGUACCGACCGCUACAAGUCCGGCCCUUGGACCAGCAAGAAUUCUCGACCCUACGGACCACACAGUCAAUUACGCUCCGGUGACUUCGACAUGAACGAUAUCCGACACAAUGCGACCGUGACCCCGCAGAAGAGCACUGCAGCGGUUUCCGACGUGAGCCUGGGCGCCAGCGAGGAUCGGGAUAUGAGCAGCGACGAUGGAUCAGCUCGCGCUCUGCGGAUCAGACAAGAUAUCACCGUCACCGUACAGCACGACUCCCGGCCAGCAGACUACCAAACCAGCUCGGCGCAUGCAACACGGGUACCCCAAGAGCGUGAGGAGGUUUAGCUGCUGCCCCUCCUGCUUUUUACGCCAAUCCAAAAAUCAAAUAAUUCCUAUUUGUUACGAACUCACGGGGUCCUGGUGGGCCAGAUACCCAGCCUUUGAUUGUUUCGCGCCUCGCCAUGCAUAACCUAUACAGUUUCUUUUUUCAUGAGCACUUUUCAUCUUACCUCGAUUGAUCUGUACGUAUUCACUUCUAGACCUACUGUUUUUGUUUCUUUGAUACGGUGGCUUCUUCCCG
This is a messenger RNA of Penicillium brasilianum, 1726 nucleotides long. Lineage: Eukaryota; Fungi; Ascomycota; Eurotiomycetes; Eurotiales; Aspergillaceae. The record is from the annotation of a GenBank genome assembly.